UCUAGGCUCUCCCCAGCAAAACGGAGACGGAGGCGCGAGGGGACACUGUCAGCUCCCCCCAGUUCUCGCCUAAUGGCCCCCUCUGACACCGGCCUUCGCUCCCGGGUAUCUCUGCCUCCUGAGCUCAGUCCGGCUGGCUGGGGGCGGCAGUUUGGCCUGAGCUUCGUUUUAGCAAUUCGGAACGACGGAGGGGAGGCCACUGGGCGAGGAGGCGGUCCCAGCGGAGGCGGCUUAGCGAUUACUUCCUCCAGUCCUCCCGUCCCGCACCCACCUGCCCAUCCACCCCUCAGGACGCCGGUCUUUCGCCGGUUUUAUGCUCAAUGGAGGAGGCCCCGCCGAGGAAGGCAAGCCUUCCCCGCUAACUGCCUCUCCAGGUCUUCAGGCUUCAUGCAUAAAAAUCUAGCAGAUAAAGAAUAACGUUGGAUUGUGAAGCAUUGCUGCAAUUUGAAGAAAUUAGGUAACCCAGGGAGUAAAAUAUUUUAAACCACUUUUAAAAAACAUGUGUUCAAGAUUGGGUUUAUUGUCUAGGAUUUUAUUAUAGCAAAAUUUACUAUAUGAAUUUUUAAAAUCAUAAUCAUGUUAUUAGUAUGAAUACCAUGAUAAACAUAGACUCUUCACAUCUUACACUUUGUAAACUAAGUACUUUAAAAUUCUUAAAAAUCAGUUUUAUAAACCCCUGAAACAACAUAAAAUUCAGGAAGGAUUGCUUUGGAAAACAACACAGUCCACUCAAGAUGGAACUGGAACUGAGAAAGGAUGAGUUGUUUUAGAUGUUUCUUACCACAGGAAAUGUUUUUCUGUGCUUAUUGUAAUAAAUAAUG
This is a messenger RNA of Cervus elaphus (red deer), 821 nucleotides long. RefSeq lists its product as uncharacterized. Lineage: Eukaryota; Metazoa; Chordata; Mammalia; Artiodactyla; Cervidae. The coding region runs from base 73 to 417 and encodes 114 amino acids. The transcript is spliced from 2 exons. The record is from RefSeq and is a predicted model, not a curated record.